Molecule: messenger RNA, 3625 nt
Organism: Paramecium pentaurelia
Lineage: Eukaryota; Ciliophora; Oligohymenophorea; Peniculida; Parameciidae
Source: the annotation of a GenBank genome assembly
AUGACAGAAAUAAAGAAUGUACAAAUUGAGUUACAAACACCUCAUGUCUUAAAUAGUAUGGAAGAAAGAGAUUCCAAAAAUUUGUUUGGUAACUACACAUUUAUUAAUACAAGAUUAUUAAUAUGAUAACAUUGAAAAGAAGGGAAAUUAUGCUUAAAAAUAUUAAUCAAAGAAUAGAAAAAUUACAUCUAAUAGGCCAGAUUAUCAAUUACCUGAUAAUAGUAUCUAAACAUCAAAAUAUACAUUAUUGAACUUUUUUCCUAAAUAGUUAUUUGAGUAAUUUUCUAAGUUGGCAAAUGUCUAUUUUGUAGUAUGUUACAAGUUGUAUUAAAUUAGUUAAUGGGUGCAUUAUAAAUGGUUCCAGAAGUUUCAAUAAGUUCAGGAAUUCCUACAAUUUAUUUACCUUUAGGUUUCAUUAUUUUGGUAAGUGGAGCAAAGGAUUUCUAUGAAGAUUACAAAAGAAGGACUUCUGAUAAUGAAGAGAAUAAAUAAUAAGUGACAGCAUUUGAUGGUAAAGAUUUUGUUAAGAUUCCUUCAUAUGAAUUAAGAGUUGGGCAUAUUGUUAAAGUGAAUUAAGAUGAAAUUAUAUCAGCAGACAUGAUUCUAUUAAGAUCAAGUGAGAAAAAAGGAAUUUGUUAUGUUGAAACUAAAUCAUUAGAUGGUGAGACAAACUUAAAAUAAAAGAAUGUUCAUGUUGAUCUUCUAUAAACAUUUAAAUCAGAUGAUUGUUUUGGACAAUUAGAUAAGAGAAUAAUCUUAAAAUAUUAAGCACCAACUCCAUAUUUAUAUAAAUUCAUUGGAGAAACGACUACUUCUAAUUUAUAGGUUUCAUCAAUUAAUUUUAAUAACUUUCUUUUAAGAGGAUGUAACUUAAGAAAUGUUAAAUAUGUUUUUGGUUUAGUUGCAUAUACUGGUCAUGAUACUAAAAUUAUGAUGAAUUCUUAUAAAGCUAGAACUAAACGUAGUAAAUUAGAAGUUAAGAUGUAAUAGUUUAUUUUAAUAAUAUUUAUAACUCAAUUUAUUAUGUGUAUAAUAGCAUCUCUUGUUUAUUCAAUUACAUAUUUCAAUAAUCGAUAAUAUUUGAAUUAUUUAUAUAUAGCAGUAGAUACUUCUGAAUAUACAAUUCCAUAUAACUUUUUUGUAAGAUUUGGUAAUUGGAUGCUUAUAUUUAAUAAUUUUGUUCCUAUUUCUCUAUUGGUUACUUUAGAAAUGGUUAAAUUUAUUCAAGGCAAAAUAAUGACAUUAGAUGAAAAACUAAAUUAACCAAGAGUUUAAACUUCUAAUUUAAAUGAAGAACUUGGUUAAAUUGAACAUAUUUUUAGUGAUAAAACUGGUACAUUAACUUGUAAUAUAAUGGAGUUUAAAUAAAUAAUAAUGUAUAUUUAUUAAUUAAUAGUAGAGGUAAUCAAAAUUAUGGGGAUAUAUUGAGAUCUUCAGAUGAUUAUAUAAGAGAUGAUGAAUUACUUAAUUAUCCUUAAGUUAGUAAUGUAGAUUUUAGAGACAAGACUUUGAUGUAAGCUAUUAAUGAUAAAAAUCAUGUAAUGCAUGAUAAAGUAGAAGAGUGUUUAAAAAUGAUUUCUAUUUGUCACACAGUUAUUUCUGAUUAGAAAGAUGGAAAAUUAAUAUAUAAUGCAACUUCACCUGAUGAAUUGGCAUUAUUGAAUUUUGCUAGAUUUGUAGGUUUUGAAUUUUUAGGAACAGAUGAAAAUAAUAUCAAAAGAAUAAGUUAUUAAGAAUAAAUAAUUGAAUAUUAAUUAUUGGAGAUGUUUGAAUUCACAUCUGCAAGAAAAAGAUAAUCAAUUUUAGUCUAAGUUAUUAAUACUGGAGAUAUAUAUUUAUUUUCAAAAGGAGCAGAUUCUGUAUUAUUAGAUUAAGUGAGAUUAUCAAAAGAGGAAUUAAAUAAAAAUGAAUAUCAUUAAUUAGUAUAGAGAUUAUAAGAAUAUGGUAAGAUAGGUUUAAGAACUUUGGUUUUAUCAAAAAGAAAAUUAAGUAAAUAGGAAUAUGAAGAAUGGCAUAAACGUUAUUAAUCAGCAACAUAAUAAAUUGAAAAUCGUGAAGAGAAAAUGUAAGUACUUUAAGAUGAAUUGGAAAAGAAUUAUGAAAUUUUAGGAGCUACUGCUAUUGAAGAUAAAUUAUAAUAAGAUGUAGCAGAUACAAUUGCAGCAGUAAAAGCAGCUGGAAUUAAAGUAUGGGUAUUGACAGGUGAUAAAAUUGAGACAGCUAUUAAUAUUGGAUAUUCUUGUUCAUUAUUAACUAAUAAUUUAGUUUAACAUAUAGUGGAUGAAAAAGAAGAAUUGUUAAUUAAUGAAAGAUUAGAUGAUAUAUUAAAUAAAAUACCUACUUUAUAAACUACAUAAGGAUAAGCUUUAAUUAUUUCAGGUGAUGCCUUAUUACAUGCAUUAAAACCAGAUAUAUAAAAAAAGGUUGCAGAAGUAUGUGGUUAUUGUGAGGUUGUUUUAUGUUGUAGAGUAAGUCCAAAAUAAAAAUAAGAUGUAGUUUCUUUAAUAAGAGGUAGAAAUUAAUCAUGUUCAACUCUUGCUAUAGGAGAUGGUGCAAAUGAUGUAAAUAUGAUAACAGCUGCUCAUGUUGGAGUUGGAAUUAGAGGUGUUGAAGGUUAAUAAGCAGCAAGAGCAGCUGAUUAUAGUGUUUAAGAAUUUCGUGAAUUAAGAAGAUUAUUAUUUUUUCAUGGAAGAGAAUGUUAUCGUAGAAAUAGUGUUUUAGUUUGUUACACAUUUUAUAAGAAUAUUUUAGUUGUUUUACCAUAAUUUUGGUAUGGUAUUCUCUCAAUGUAUUCAGCUUAAUCAUUAUAUGAUACUUUCAUUUAUUAAUUAUUUAAUAUUUUAUAUGGAGCAUUACCAAUUAUGAUAUAUGGAAUAUUUGAUGAGGAAUAUGAUGCUGAUUAAUUAACAGAUAAUAAGUUAUAAAAUUAUUAUCAAUAAGGUCCUCAAGGAGUUUUAUUUAAUAUAUAAAUAGUUUUAUUUUGGGUAUUUUGUGGAUUUUGGUAAGCUGCAAUUUUAUGUUUCUUUCCUACAUAUACAAUAUCUGAGAAUUUCGUUGAAAAUAGUGGAUUUACUCAUCAUUUAUGGGCUUAAGGAACUAUGAUAUUUGGAUUAAUUGUUGUGAUAUGUAAUUUGAAAGUAUUAUUAUUUUCAAAUACUUAUACCCCAGCAUUGUUAGUAAUUAAUCAUAUUAUAAUUUAAGGGUAGUAUAUCUUUUAGUAUGAUAUCAUAUUUAAUUUCUUGGAUUAUCCUUGAUAACAUAUAAUAAGCUGAAGCAUAUGUAGUAUUUUAAUCGUAUAAAUAUAUAUUAUAUUAUUAGAUUAUUUUAAACACCAAAUUUUCAUUUUGGUAAUAUAUUAGUGAUUGCUGCUAUUUGUAGUAUUGAUAUUGCAUUAAAUAUUAAACUUAAUAGAGUUUUAUAGAAAGUUAAUCAAAAUACUUCAACAAAAACACCAUUCUCAUUAAAUAAUUUAUCUAUACAUUAACCUCCAAAAAUAGGUGGAAAAUUAAAUAAUAAAGCUCAUACUGGAUUUGCAUUUAAUUGUUUAGAUAGAGAUGAAUUAGAAGAUUAGGAUAAAAUUGACUUGUAUGGAAUUGAUAAUUAAGUAUAAUCUUAAAAUGGAUGA